Molecule: messenger RNA, 6094 nt
Organism: Globicephala melas (long-finned pilot whale)
Lineage: Eukaryota; Metazoa; Chordata; Mammalia; Artiodactyla; Delphinidae
Gene: SYTL4
Product: synaptotagmin like 4
Biological process (GO): intracellular protein transport; exocytosis
Cellular component (GO): plasma membrane; exocytic vesicle
Molecular function (GO): neurexin family protein binding; small GTPase binding; phospholipid binding
Source: RefSeq, a predicted model, not a curated record
UGCAUUUCUACACAAAUGGGACUAAGUGUUAUUUGGGGGCUUUGAGCAGAAGAGAAAGGGUAUGUAGUGGAGAAUCAAAGAAUUUGGGAAACCACGGGCAAGAUUUGUGGGGCAUUGGCAGAAAGUUUUGUGGUAAAGUCCUGAGUUCUUAUCCAGUUUUGUUAAUGGCACUAAGAAUAUUGGAUAAGGUACCAGUGAAGCAAACAAAGACAUGCAAGAUUGUGAGGGCACAGAGACUUGGGUUAUUUAUCCUGGCCAUGAAAGGUCAUACUUCCAAGGCUGGAGUAAGUGUUGCUUAUGUUUGGUCCACAUUUAAAUUUCCUCAGACAGUCAUGGAAUGAAAUCUCCCUUUGGAAGGCAGAAACCUAUGGAUAGACAACAUUUCACAAAAAAGAUUCCAAAUAGAACUGUAGCAUUACCCAAGUUAGGAGGAAUCCUCUGGUGCCUGCAAGACAUAAGAACCAGAACUCUGGGAUACCAUUGCCUUGGCACAUGGAAUUCAGGGCCUAGCAAGAUGAAGGUGGAUAUCACUGGAUAGCACUUAAACUCCAACAGUAUGCUGCUAGGAUCCAGUCCAGGACACUACGUUAGAUUGUUCUCAUGUCUCCUUUGGUUCCUGUUGAUUGUGGCAGUUUCUCAGAAUUUCUUUGUUUUGAUGACCUUGACAGUAUUGAGGAGUACUAUUCAGCAUGUGGGAUUUUAGUUCCCCGACCAGGGAUCGAACCUGCGCCCCCUGCAGUGGAAGCACAGAAUCUUAACCACUGGACCUCCAGGGAAGUCCUGAUGAUUAAGUGAUUUAGAACACAAGCUUUUGCACAGUGCCUUGCACAUGGAAUGAUUUUCGUGGGACCCAGUGCAUCUUCUCAUUUGAGAUAUCACCGAGAAGCUGUGAGUGAUGUCAUUGCCCUGUACUGGAGAAGCACUGGUGUGUGGGGGUCUCUAUGCAGGUGAUGAUUCUAGGGACCAUGGGCUUGAAGUAGCAGCCUAUUCCCCAGACCCCUAUUCAGGUCCAGUCCACUCUUGAAACUCUUGAAUCAAUGUUUUUCUUCAAGGCCAUGAGAAAAUUAUGUUGUUCAAAUAUGGUAUAUUUGUAUUAAAGUGCAGUGAACUCCAAAUCUGUUUUUGUUAAUAGAAUAAAAAUUCUUUAUCACCUUCCCGGCAAAUUUAAUGUCCCCUUGUCAGGUUAGCUCUUUAAAAUGUAAGAAGAAAUUGUCUUCCUUUUGAUCAUGCGAUUCUCCUCCUAAAGGCUCUUCCUGUUUCACUGUGGAUGAAGUCUAAAGUCCUCCUCCUGAAUGUCAGCACCCCCUAUUAGAUUGCCACAUUUUUUAUACCCAUGAACCUUCUCCCAUGACUCCCAUGCCUGACAUGUUUUCUCAUAAUUUCCUUCACUAGACUGUCAUUCAAAUAACUUUUUAAACUCUUCCCAGAGUAAUGUAAAGAGUGCUAAUACCUCCCUAUCUACUGUGUUUUGAACACUGCUGUUCAGUUAUUACCUAGAGUGCACUGGCCUUUGGUAUGUGUAUGGUAUAAAUACUCAAAGUAUUCAACAUUUGGUUGUGUUUCUAUAUAUCUUCUAAAUAUUUGUAUUAAUGUUGUCUUCUCCCUAAAGAACAUGUAUGUAAGUACCCCAGUCAAUAUAGUACUAAGUAUCUGCUUAUUGAUAAUGAGGAGGAAGAUAAAGAUAGGUCUAGAGUAUAGUCAUUGACAAAUUUGAAUAAGGGGACUUCUUACAUCUGAGGUAGUCAGUGUCUCUGCCUUCUUAAGUCCCUUGGCUGUGAUUAUAGGAAAUUAACUCCCAACUCAGUCCACAGCUGGGUGUUCCUUCAAGAAGAUUGCUAUUUCUGAGUCUUAGAGCUUGGAACCUAUAUUUAUGGUUGGCCACUUGGGAUCCAUAAUCUCAACCAGUGUCUAAUCUUCCUGUAGGGAUUGACUAUUUUACAUUACCAUUCCUAGUUUAUGCUGAUGCUGCCUUCAUCCAUGCCUGUGAUUGGAAUCCUCAUGCUGUACCUGCUCUGAGAAAAAAAUCUAGAGAUAAAUGGAGUAGCAGAUUGGUGCCAAAUAUACUUUGAAGAUAACAGGAAGGACCCAGGGGCCGCCAUAGGAAUAAGGGCAGAGACAUUUGAAGGAUCUACAUGUUCCACAGGCCUAGUAGCACCUGCAUUUCCAGAGACAGUGGGCUGAUGGACAGGGUGCUCCUCUGCUGCAUACAGGCAUGCAACUUAGUCAAAAUAGGAGUUUGAGCAAUAACAGAGGUAACUCUGGGGUAGCUCUCCUGGACUGGUAGCUUUGAAGAAAGAAGAGUAGAAGGAAAAACUAGAAUAAGUCAUGUCGGAGAUACUUGACCUCUCUUUUCUGUCUGAGGUGGAAAGGAAUUUGAUCCUCAGUGUUCUACAACGAGAUGAGGAGCUCCGAAAAGCAGAUGAGAAAAGGAUUAGACGACUGAAGAAUGAGUUACUGGAGAUAAAAAGGAAAGGGGCCAAAAGGGGCAGCCAACACUAUAGUGAUCGGACCUGUGCCCGGUGCCAGGAGAGCCUGGGCCGUUUGACUCCCAAGACCAACACUUGUCGGGGUUGUAAUCACCUGGUGUGUCGGGACUGCCGUAUCCAGGAAAGCAAUGGUACUUGGAGAUGCAAGGUGUGCGCCAAGGAAAUAGAGCUGAAGAAGGCAACUGGAGACUGGUUUUAUGACCAGAAAGUGAAUCGCUUUGCUUACCGCACCGGCAGUGAGAUAAUCAGGAUGUCCCUGCGCCACAAACCUGCAGUGAAUAAAAGAGAGACAAUGGGACAGUCCCUCCUUCAUCAGUCACAGAUGGGCAAUAUCUGGCCAGGAAGAAAGAUCAUUCAGGAGCAACAGAAGGAACCCAGUGUUCCAUUUGAAGUCCCCAAGCUGAAAAGUGGAAAGAGUGCCCUGGAGGCUGAGAGUGAGAGUGUGGAUAGCUACAUGGCUGACUCGGAUAGCACGUCCAGGAGAGACUCUCUGGAUAAAUCUGGCCUCUUUCCAGAAUGGAAGAAGAUGUCUGCCCCCAAAUCUCAAGUAGAAAAGGAAGCUCAGCCUGGGGGUCAAAAUGUGGUAUCUGUGGACGAGGGUGAAAUGAUAUUCAAGAAGAACACCAGAAAAAUCCUCAGGCCUUCAGAGUACACUAAAUCUGUGAUUGAUCUUCGCCCGGAAGAUGUGGGGCAUGAAAGUGGCUCCUUGGGAGACAGAAGCAAAUCUGUCCCAGGUCUCAGUGUGGAUAUGGAAGAGGAAGAGGAAGAAGAAGAAGACAUUGACCACCUGGUGAAGUUGCAUCGUCAGAAGCUAGCCAGAAGCAGCAUGCGAAGUGGCUCUUCCAUGAGUACGAUUGGCAGCAUGAUGAGCAUUUAUAGCGAAGCUGGCGAUUUCGGGAACAUCUUUGUGACUGGCAAGAUUUCCUUUUCCCUGAAGUAUGAGCAGCAAACACAGGCUCUGGUCAUUAACGUGAAGGAGUGCCACCAUCUGGCCUAUGCUGACGAAGCCAAGAAGCGCUCGAACCCAUAUGUGAAGACUUAUCUUCUGCCUGACAAAUCCCGCCAAGGAAAAAGAAAAACCAGCAUCAAGCGGGACACCAUUAAUCCGCUAUAUGAUGAGAUCCUCAAAUAUGAGAUCCCAGAAUCUCUCCUGUCCCAGAGGACUUUGCAGUUCUCGGUUUGGCAUCAUGGUCGUUUUGGCAGAAACACUUUCCUUGGAGAGGCAGAGGUCCAGAUGGAUUCCUGGAAGCUUGAUAAGAAACUGGAUCAUUGCCUACCUUUACAUGGAAAGAUCAGUGCUGAGUCCUCGACUGGCUUGCCGUCACACAAAGGCGAGUUGGUGGUAUCACUGAAAUACAUCCCAGCCUCCAAACUCCCUGUUGGAGGUGACCGGAAGAAGAGUACAGGUGGGGAAGGGGGAGAGCUCCAGGUGUGGAUCAAAGAAGCCAAGAAUCUGACAGCUGCCAAAUCAGGAGGGACUUCAGACAGCUUUGUGAAGGGAUACCUCCUUCCCAUGAGGAACAAGGCCAGUAAGCGUAAAACUCCUGUGAUGAAGAAGACCCUGAAUCCCCACUACAACCAUACAUUUGUCUACAAUGGUGUGAGGCUGGAAGAUCUCCAACACAUGUGCCUGGAACUGACUGUGUGGGACCGGGAGCCCCUGGCCAGCAAUGACUUCCUGGGCGGGGUCAGGCUGGGUGUUGGCACUGGGAUCAGUAAUGGGGAAGUGGUGGACUGGAUGGACUCGACUGGGGAAGAAGUAAGCCUAUGGCAGAAGAUGCGACAGUACCCAGGGUCUUGGGCGGAAGGGACUCUGCAGCUCCGUUCCUCGAUGGCCAAGCAGAAGCUGGGCUUGUGAGCCCCUAUCCUCUGCAGGUCCAACCUUGUCUAGGGCAAGUCAGAGGAAGCAAAGAAACCAAGGGUGAAGAUGUAUAAUUUAGUGUGUGUGUAUGUGUGUAUGUGUGUGUGUGUGUGUGUGUGUGUGUGUAAACGUGUAUUUCUACAAAUCUCAUUAUGCUAGAGUGAUGUAGACUAUCCCUUUUUAAAGCAGGCUCGAAAAUAAGCGUCUCUUCAAAAUGUUUUUAUUUGUGCAUAAACUACUAUAUAUUUUCAGAGUCCAUGUUUCUUAUAUCUUUAUGAGAUUUAAUUAACUUAUCUUUUAAAACAACUUUUUAUCACCUGUCUUGCUAUCCUGGUUCUUCCUUCCCCAGGAAGCCCUGGCUGCCUUUGGCACUCAUACUGGUCUGUGUUUCAAGGUGUGCCUGGUCUGAGGCCAAGGCUCUGGGAAGCAGGGGUGGGUUACAGAAGAUGGGGUGGAAGACAGAAGAUGGGAGAGAGGUGAGUAGGUCCAUCCUUCCUUCUCCAAUUUAUGCUUUUAACUCCAUUUCUACCUUGACACAUUUCUGGAACUUGGCUUUUAACUCUUCUUGUUUGUAGCAGUUUCCACCUUGCUUGGGUCGAAUGCUUUUCUUGGAAAUGCUAAGAAAAUGUCUAAGUUGCUUCCAGUUCUGAAAACCUUCCCUAGACCUUUGGGGAACCCUUAUAACAGAGCUGCUUUAGAAGAGCACUUUAAUUAGAUAAUGGCCUUUGGACUGGGUCAUGGGCAUGCCCAGUAAGGGCUUCUCAGUGGUCCCUGAGGACCAGUGACUGAGUGUCUCCUAGCCCAUGCUGAAUUCUUUGCAUUUUAAACUGAUACAGCAGUUGUUAAAGAGCUCCUAAUUUCUCUAAUGAAAGACAAGACAUCUUCACUCUCACGUACCACACUUUUCUUAGCGUUUGUGUUCGCCAUAUGUUACCACCCAGAAUAGGGUCUACAUACUGUUAUGUCAGCCAGAAUGGCCACGUAUGGUCUAAACCAGUCCAGUGUUUCUCCAGGCUGGGCACUGUUAGUGUCCAAGAGAGUGUGUUCAGAGAAUCUCCCAGGUUUUCUGACUUCCUUCUUGAAGUGGUUUCAGUUCCUAUUUUUUCUCUUGUUUCCUGAAGUUGACCUAGAUGUAACCUGGGUGUGGUGGGUUGAGACCUUUCUAAGAAGGGUCUAGCGAUCUAAGGUUCAUUUUCUGAAACUCACUCUCCCAAACUGACCUUCUUAUUCUCACAGUUUUAUCUUCACAAAGUCAUUUGUAAAAGGAGUCUGUACCGGAGAAGAAAUCCCUUUCAGUAGAGUUGACUGCUAGCGGACUCUCCUAUAAGGCUACUGGAUUGAAGGUGGCCACUGCUUUCUGUUGUAUGUGUGAAGUGAACGGAAGAGUGUUUUAAAAAGGUUUAUUCGGUGUGGAUUGAUAUUGUAAUGGAAGGCAUAACUUGGGAUCCUGGACUGUCACUUGCUCCUUUGUUCUCCACCCCCUGAAAUGUGUGUGUGCUUCAAUAAAGCUUUCUUCCUUGUCAAGCGUUUGCAUUUGUUAGUCUUAUAGAUGCUUUCGUCUCUGAUGUCCUGACUUACUGUUGUUGCUUUUCAUGUGGCUUGAAGGAUAAGAACCAAAGUGACAAAUGCCCUUCCCUAACCAUACUGUGCUCACUUGAAGAAAAUUUCCCUGUCCCCACAUUGGUGCCUGAUAGCUCUGCCGAGCUCUGAUCCAUUGACCUCUGUGUUUGGUAUUGAGGGAGAGAAU